Molecule: messenger RNA, 921 nt
Organism: Lemur catta (Ring-tailed lemur)
Lineage: Eukaryota; Metazoa; Chordata; Mammalia; Primates; Lemuridae
Gene: UBXN8
Product: UBX domain protein 8
Exons: 8
Coding region: 18-842 (274 amino acids)
Cellular component (GO): endoplasmic reticulum; nucleus
Molecular function (GO): ubiquitin binding
Source: RefSeq, a predicted model, not a curated record
ACUGGGCUUCCGCUACCAUGGCUUCUCGAGGUGUCGUGGGCAUUUUCUUCCUCUCUGCUCUCCCCCUCUUGUGUCUGGAGCUCCGGCGUGGGAUCCCAGAUAUAGGAAUUAAAGAUUUCAUUUUGCUGUGUGGCCGGAUUUUCUUACUACUUGCUCUUCUUACUUUAAUUAUCUCUGUGACUACCUCAUGGCUUAACUCAUUUAAAUCUUCCCAAGUUUAUCUGAAAGAAGAAGAAGAAGAGAAGAAUGAGAAAAGGCAAAAACUUGUGAGAAAAAAGCAACAAGAGGCACAGGGUGAAAAGGCCAACAGAUACAUAGAGAAUGUUUUAAAACCUCACCAGGAAAUGAAAUUGAAAAAACUGGAGGAGCGCUUUUAUCAGAUGACGGGUGAAACCUGGAAGUUAAGCAGUGGUCACAAACUCGGGGGUGAUGAAGUUUCGGUGCUUGAAUGUGCAAGUCAGACAUCUUCUAAAGCAUCAAACAGAGAAGUAGCAAAGAGACAGAACUUGCCUAAGCCUUUAACUGGAGUGUCUGCUCAACAGCCUGCGUGGAAGGAGGUUUUUGAUUUACCUGAAGAACCAUCUGAAACAGCCAAAGAAGUAGUUACUGUUGCUCUCCGAUGUCCCAGUGGGCGUGUCCUGAGGAGAAGGUUUUUUAAGUCUUGCAGUUCUCAGGUCCUACUGGACUGGAUGAUGCGACUUGGGUACCAGACGUCCCUUUACAGCCUUUCUACUUCCUUCCCCAGAAGGCCUCUGGCAGUGGCGAGAGGCUCGUCACUGGGGGACGUGGGGAUUACUGUGGACACGGUGCUCAACGUGGAAGAGAAAGAGCAGAGCAACUAGGAGAGUAACGAGAACCACGUGUUCCACAUAAAAUCAGUUAUGCCGUGACCUUACGGGACAAUAAAGGCUUCACAUUAAA